Messenger RNA from Poeciliopsis prolifica (blackstripe livebearer), 859 nucleotides. Its product is annotated as EKC/KEOPS complex subunit Lage3. Lineage: Eukaryota; Metazoa; Chordata; Actinopteri; Cyprinodontiformes; Poeciliidae. Gene Ontology annotation, cellular component: EKC/KEOPS complex. The record is from RefSeq and is a predicted model, not a curated record. The coding region runs from base 56 to 340 and encodes 94 amino acids. The transcript is spliced from 3 exons.
ACACCGCCAUUCACGUGGAAAACGUUUCUUCUUCUCCCAGUUCAGUCCAACAACAAUGGCGACAGCAACAAACCAAGAAACCGGCAAGCUGCAGUUCUUCCUGGACGUCCCCUUCCCGUCGUCUCGUGAGGCCACCGUGGCCCUGAGGUCCCUGUCCCCGGACCGGGAGCCGAGGAGAGGCGGCAUCAGCAAGCAGCUGAGCGUGUCUGGCAGCACGCUGUCUGUGAGGUGGAGCGCAGAUGAAGCUCGGAUCCUCAGAGUAUCCGUCAACUCCUUCCUCGACCACCUGUCGCUCGUUGUGGAGACCAUGGAACUGUUCGGCCCUCCUGUUGACCUUUGACACACGGCUCUGGAACGGAUAGAUAGAACACAAACACGAGAUGGCGCUGUUGGGAUUUUUUAGACAUGAGGACAGCAAACUGUAUAAUCUGACUCCUGGUUUUUCAAUUUCGACCAUUCACCAGUCUUUCGGGGAGUAUUUAUUUUCAUGUGUCUUUCAACAAGAAAUCGCUGCAGAAACCUGAGGAGAAUAUUUGUCACUUGAAUUAUUUUCUUGUAAAGGUCAGACUUCCUGUGUCGUUGUAUGUUGUCAACAUUGUAAAAAAAAAAAAAAACAUUUUCUAUUCUGUGGAUUCUAAAUAAAAUCUAAAAAUGACUUGUAGAAUGUUGUAAUGAUAACUCUCUUAGGGGAGAUAGGUACUCUGAUGAAAAUGCCUUCACUGCAGAUAAAACUGCAAAAGAGGUGUAAUAAAUCUACCAUUACACUAAUACUUUGACUGAUUCAGUUCCAUCUCUCAAUAACUCCUGGUUAAACAGAGGAACAAAGCAUCAGCAAUGACAUUAAAGAUGGAGAAAGUUC